AUGGCGCAUGUUGAUCUUUACAAAGCUAGCCAGCGUAUUCACAUAGAGGAAGAAAGCAAAGUCUUGUUGAUAGAAAUGGCUAAGCGCUAUUCCCAAUUGCUGAGGACCAGUUGUGAUCCCAUCGGAGCCGAUAACCACACAUCUCCUAUCCUCACCAAAUCCCCGUCAUUCGUCUUCGUCCUCGGCCAAGUUGGCGGCACCGGAUAUCCAGCAAUGGCAGGCAUCAUAGCCGCCGACGUCGGCGUCAAGGUACUUCAGCCCAUGCCAGUGGGCCUCUUCAGCGCCGCCGGCGUAAGCUGGUUCUUCGUCCCCAAAUCCACCCUAUAUCGGGACUAG
Messenger RNA from Penicillium maclennaniae, 336 nucleotides. RefSeq lists its product as uncharacterized. The record is from RefSeq and is a predicted model, not a curated record. The coding region runs from base 1 to 336 and encodes 111 amino acids. Lineage: Eukaryota; Fungi; Ascomycota; Eurotiomycetes; Eurotiales; Aspergillaceae. The transcript is spliced from 2 exons.